UUGAAAAGUUAAUUGGAUUCAGAGAAGAGAAUGAAAGCACAUGCCUCACCACCCCGAAUUCCCAGAACCUCCAUGUUUUUAACCCAUCUAAUAAUAGCAAACGUGCAUCUAACAUUGCUUUGGUUUCGGACAAAUUGCGGUGAUGCAUUUAUCAACACUUUCAUGACGCAUGGCUAAAAGGGUUAUCACAAUCUAUAAAGCAUUAUAACUUAAAGAAAAGACCAUUUGCCCCGAAACUCAGGAAAUUUAUAUUGACUAGGCUACAUAUCAAGUCUAUUAGAACGAACUAGAGAUAGCCUAUUGUCUUAAUUAAAUGAAAAAGCUAGCUGUGCAUGUGCCUGUGGAUAUUUUGUUGCAGAGUUGGCAAAAAGCUAAAUAAUGAUGAAAGGGGUCACAACAAGUGAUAGUCUAACUAUGUUGUUAUAACUUUUAACAUCUUUCCUGAGAGUUAGACCUCUCUGGGACGAGCAAGUCAUCGCAUUGUGUCAGAGAAUCCGAGUGAAAAGUCCAUUGUUGCACUGCGAAGUUUUUAAUCUGGGGAUUUUAAGAACAUCACAUGCUCAGUCUGAGAAGUGACGGACCUCUACACAAAUGCACAUUCCAAAGCUCGUUUCUCCUCUCUUUAGCUGUUUUCUUUCGUACAACAAAAUGGAAAUCUAUUAACCUACGAAAAGAUUGAAGGAACCCAAGCGCUACAACUCCACAGCGGGCACCUGCGUCACCAUUUUGAGGAGUUUUUCGCUGGAGGGACCAACUUUGUUUUUCGGGCGAAGGCGAAUUGCUUCAGCAUUUCUGAGGAUUUAUUGCACCCUAAAAUGACGUACACGUAUAGCCAACGAUCUUUAAUGGUGCUUGCUCUAUUAGGGGUCCUGUCUGCCAUUAUGUCUUUACUAUCAGUCUUCUUGAUUUUCCAACUUCAGUCACAACAAACGGGUGUCAAGGAAUCUACGUCGCCUAUCGUUCCCGUUGAAGUUGCAGUUGUUCUUCUGCCGGUUUCAACAGUUCUUACUGCCUUGUCUUUGACACUAAACCUGAGUUCUGUGGUGGUAUGCAUCCUGCAUAGCUAUUUCACCGCUGAGAUUUGCAGAGGGGAAGAAGACACGGAGAGAGCUGACUGGUUUCUGUUUGACAGUCGAGCUGUGCGGCAUGUGGCCAUUGGUUUAUUUUGUCUUGGUGUGUCCGUCUAUCUAGCAGCCAUGUCCAUUUAUAUGCUGUUGGUGUUUGAGAACGAGACAGGCAUCGCCAGCGUGUGUGUCCUGUCCUCGGGAGUACUCGUACUGCUAAUCAUAGUGGCUCACUCCCUGGCACGGGCGGCCCGUACCGCCCGACAGUACCACAGCGAGCACCCCCACGCCAUGUACCAGAACGAGCCCGAGAGCAGCCCCGGUGUCUACCCACCUGAGCUGGGCCACGUGGACAAAGUCAGGACCCAGCGCAGCCAGUCCAUCCUGCAGCGCCAGCUGUCCUACCCUCCCUGCCCUAACGUUAAACAGAAGCAGCAGUACGCUUCGUCCAGCGGGAUGCCGAGCCACACCAGCGAGAAAGAGAGCUACAGCGGCAGUGGGGGAGCAGCGCCGCGCAUGCACCGGACCCUGUCUGCAGAGUCCGGACUGCUCCAGUCCCCGUCCAAGCCCUGGAACGGGAUCAACAGUGAGAUGAGGACUGUGUUGGCACGGAAGUCAGGUGCCAUAAGCAAGGACUCCACUCUGGUAUGACCAACACUGACCAAGUGGUCAGCACAACCAGGGACAGCCUGUAUCCACGGAUCAGUAGUUCCAUCUGCCAGCAACACAUCACAUGAAGAUGGUCACUUCAUGAAUGCUGUAUAAUGUAUCAUAUGCUUUGUCUGUCUGUCUUACUUAAGGAAAGUAUGAGGAGGUUAUUACCUUAACACUUACGGUUACACACCACUGACAAUGCUAAAUGGGUAAUGUGGAUUCCCCAUGCACCACUUCUCUAACUGUUGACCGCUGAACCAGAAAAAUGCGCUCAUUUGAUAUUUUUGUAUUGUUAUAUUAACUUAUUAGUUCAUGACAUGUUAGUUAUGUCACUUUCCAUACCUGUCACUUUCCAAAUAAUUUCCAAUAAAUAGA
Molecule: messenger RNA, 2093 nt
Organism: Alosa sapidissima (American shad)
Lineage: Eukaryota; Metazoa; Chordata; Actinopteri; Clupeiformes; Clupeidae
Gene: tmem221
Product: transmembrane protein 221
Exons: 3
Coding region: 816-1715 (299 amino acids)
Source: RefSeq, a predicted model, not a curated record